This is a messenger RNA of Polypterus senegalus (gray bichir), 6515 nucleotides long. It is a transcript of the gene adgra2, whose product is annotated as adhesion G protein-coupled receptor A2. The transcript has 19 exons. The record is from RefSeq and is a predicted model, not a curated record. Gene Ontology annotation, cellular component: Wnt signalosome; plasma membrane. Lineage: Eukaryota; Metazoa; Chordata; Cladistia; Polypteriformes; Polypteridae. Gene Ontology annotation, biological process: sprouting angiogenesis; G protein-coupled receptor signaling pathway; central nervous system development. Bases 963 to 5126 code for a protein of 1387 amino acids. Gene Ontology annotation, molecular function: protein binding; G protein-coupled receptor activity.
GCAGCGAGAGCGCGCCUAAGGACCGCUAGCUCUCCCAUUAUAUUAGCAGCGAACCGCUGCGGGUCAUGGCAGACCGCUGCACGGAUCUGGGCCGCCGCUUUCAGUCGGGAACGUCAGGGAGGUGGAGAGGGAACCCCAAAACUAGGCACGGCAGGGUGGCCGCCUCCUGACAGCUGGCCCCGGCUUUUGAGAAUUCGUUGCUUCUUCGCCGUCGGCUCUGGAGGUGGGUGGACUAGACUGACUACUCGGGGCUACAUGCGCACGAAAUGCGAGCCGAAGUCUUCAAGACUGAAGGCAGUCGGAAAAAAAGUUAUCGGCUCCGACCCUAGCCAGGAUGGAUUAAAUGCACGCAAUUGAGAAAAGAAAUUAGGAAUCGAAAAGGGAAAGAAAGAAACAGAUCUUAACAAGCGAAGCAAAGAGAGCAGCUCACUAAGCAACGCGAAGGACAUUCCAUUUGAAGGCUGAACUUUCAAGUUAAGAAACAGUUAACUGAUGUGUGGUGUGUGACAAUAUAGUACAUCUGUUGGAUAUGCAAUGAAAGUCAAACUGAAAUCGCUCCAGGCUUCAACGAGCACACUCGGGGCAAACGAAUCAGAAAAAUAAGAGGAGGAAAGGCACUGAGAAGAGGGACCGUUAACGGUACUGCUGCUUGGCCCUGCCUCUCUCUUUUCCUUAACUUGUACUUUCUGCCAAGUAAGCCCUGCGACUGAUUUGCUAUGUUUAUACAGCUUUGAAUUGCCUAUGUUCGUUGUUCGCAAACAUAAAAAAAUAAUUAAAUUAGAGUUCGAUGAAAGAUUGAAGGAAAGCUGCCUGACAUCGCUGCCUUGCGUUCAUCCUCCCAGGACAGCGUCUUUUUUCUAGAACUUGAUAUUGAAGAGUGCAAGAACGACUGCGCCACUCAGCCACCUCCUCAAGGAGUAUGGGCUGAUUUCGGGCUUACUGUACUGGGACAGACUGGGAUAAUGUGGAAACUGUGCAACUGGAACAGGCUGCUUUUUUUGGUGGCGGCACUGGUACUUUGGGGUGUCCGCCCUGCAGAAGGCUGCCCGGACCUGGUCACUAGCCGCUGCAGUUGCACGGAUGAACGUUCUAAGGUCCACACAACGCCGACAGUGAGGAAGAAAGUGAUUUGCAGUGGGGAAGAGCUACUCGAGCCACCGCACCCAAGCCUGCUGCCCAACCGGACAGUGACCCUGAACUUGAGCAACAAUCGGAUCAGCGUGCUGAGGAACGGCUCCUUCCUGGGCCUGAGCGCUCUGGAGAAACUGGACCUCAAGAACAAUCUGAUCAGCACAAUCAGUCCUCAUGCCUUCCAGGGUCUGCUGGAACUCCGCAAGCUGGACCUUUCAAACAACAGAAUCGGCUGCCUCUCCUCUGAGAUGUUCCAUGGACUGCACAACCUCACCAAACUGAACUUGUCUGGAAAUAUCUUCUCCUCCCUGGAGCUGAGCCUCUUCCAGUCUCUCCCAUCACUCCGGCAGGUAGAUUUCAAGACAGAUUUCCUUGUGUGUGACUGUAACAUGCGUUGGGCACCAGCCUACUUCCACAAACCUUUCAUUCGUCUGUCCGAAGAUACAAUCUGCGCUUUUCCCAGCAGCCUAAAGGGUAAACCACUGAAGGGCCUGAAGGAGAGUCAGCUGACAUGUGACGGGCCAUUGGAACUUCACACCCUGGUUCUGCUUCCCUCACUCCGGCAGGUGGUGUUUCAGGGAGAUCGUUUGCCAUUCCAGUGUACAGCUGCUCUUUUGGACCAAAGCACGUCACUUCACUGGAGACACAAUGGCCAGGUGGUGACCUCUGACCUGGAACAAGGCAUAUCUCUAGAGGAGAGUGUGGUGCAUGACUGCACCCUGGUCACCAGUGAGUUGAUCUUGUCAAAUGUGCGAGUGGCAUCAAGUGGAGAGUGGGAGUGUCUUGUGGAGACGGCACGAGGGAACACCUCCCGCAAGGUAGACAUUGUGGUUCUGGAGUCCAGUGCAUCCUACUGCCCAGCAGAGAGAGUUGCAAACAAUCGAGGUGAUUUCAGAUGGCCUCGCACACUUGCUGGAAUUACCGCUUUCCAGCCCUGUCUGCAGUACCAUUUUGCAGUUGAAGGCAACAUUGAAAAGAGAGCUUUGCGUCGCUGUGACCGCUCAGGACACUGGGAAGAAGGCGACUACUCACAGUGCCAAUACGUAAAUGACAUCACACGAGUUCUCUACACCUUUGUCCUGAUGCAAGUCAAUGCUUCCAACGCUCUAACAAUAGCUCAUCAGCUGCGCACCUAUACCGUGGAGGCCUCUGCCUUCUCUGAUGCCAUGGAUGUCCUUUAUGUGGCACGGAUGAUGGAGAAGCUUCUGGUGCAUGCUGGACUGAUUCGGGAGCUGUCGGAAAUCAUUUUUGAAAUGGCCAGCAACAUGAUGCAAGUUGAUGAGCAGAUUCUGUGGCGAGCGCAAAAGGAGGAACAGGCUUGCAGCUCCAUCGUCCAGUCACUGGAAAAAAUCGCCAUGCUGAGUUUGAACUCCAAUUCCCAAGACCUGGCAAUGAGCUCAAGGAAUAUCGCCCUGGAUGCCUAUUUGAUCAAACCUGCUCGGUACACCGGCCUCAGCUGCACGGCCCUCCAGAGGCGAGAUGUUGGAGUGGGAGAGGGAACAGACACGGGCCACGACAUGCUGCUCCGCUUCCGCUGCACCACUGGAGUGCUCAACGCCACUCUGCACAGCUUUGCAGUUAAGAACACCAUUGGACUUGCGUCGGUCAGCCUACCCCUGACGUUGUUUCCUCCUGCUGCGCCCACGGACUGUAAACUCCAAUUUCUGGCGUUUCGCAAUGGUAAACUUUUCCCCAACACAAGCAACACCAGCAGAACAGUGGAGCAAGGAAAACGGCAUGUAGUCAACAGCCCAGUGGUCUACGUUGGACUUGAUGGUUGCUCAAGCUGGAACUUCUCAGACCCCAUCACCAUUUCCCUGCGCCAUUCAUUCCCCGGAUCUGACUCUGUGGCAGUCCACUGGAACUUUGACACGCAAGAUGGCCGCGGUGGAUGGAGUCAAGAUGGCUGUGAGCUGAUCGGCAGUGACCCCAACAUCUCUACCCUGAUAUGCUUCCACUUCAGCAACUAUGCGGUGUUGCAGGAGCUGCACAACAUUCAUCAUCCAUCCCUUGUGCCUGUGGAGGUUCUGCACCCUGUUAUUUACACCUGCACGGCCAUUCUGCUGCUCUGCUUAUUCACCGUCCUCAUCACACACAUCCUGCAUCACAGUUCAAUUGGGAUUUCACGGAAGAGUUGGCACACCCUCCUCAACCUCUGCUUCCGCAUUGCCAUGACAACAGCUGUGUUUGCAGGGGGGAUCACACUCACCAGUUACUCUUCCAUCUGCCAGGCGGUUGGCAUAGCACUGCACUACUCUACCCUGUCCACCUUGCUAUGGAUAAGUGUCAGUGCCCGUGUAAUCUACAAGGAUGCGGUCUGGCAGUCAGACCGACCACCAGAGGGUGAGCAGGUCAUUCCUACACAGCGACCAAUGCUCAGGUUUUAUCUCAUAGCAGACGGAGUCCCACUCAUCAUCUGUGGAAUCACAGCAGCUGUAAACAUUAACAACUAUGGAGACGCCAACCCAUACUGCUGGCUGGUGUGGCGACCAAGUUUGGGUGCCUUCUAUGUCCCAGCAGGCUCUGCAGUGUUGGUGAGCUGGAUUUACUUCUUAUGCACCAUUUUCUGUCUGAGAAGCCAUCAUCAGCCAAAAGGACCGACAACAAUUGCUACGUCAUCCUCUUUGUCCCCCUUGCCUGAGACUCAGCCGGCACUUAGCGGGAGUGCCAGUUUGCCCUCCACAGACUCAGUGGUUGGAAUGAUGCAUGGCGGGAUGACAAUUGAGGACCAGUAUUCAGUAAAAACAAGGUUGUUGGCACUGGUGAGCACUCACAUUCUCUUUGCUCUGCUCUGGACUUUCGCUGCUUUGUCUGUGCUGAGAGUUGGUGAUGGAGAUCUGCUCUUCAGUUGCCUCUAUGGAGUGACGGCAGUGACCCUCGGGAUUUUCUUGGUGGUUCACCACUGCAUACGAAGACUUGAUGUUCAAAUAGCCUGGCUGGCAUGCUGCCCAGCUUACAGACAGUCACUGCCGAUGCCGGCUUAUAUGCACCCUUGUGCUACAGGGGGUCCAGGCGACACCGAGAGAGAAUCUCAGAUUUUCAUUGGUUGCCUCCCACCUGAUGUUGCUGCCACAGCUUCUGUGAAAUCCUCAUCCUCUCCCAGUGGAAGCAGUAAUCUCUCCAACCCAGGGCCUUGCAAACUUACAAACCUUCUACAGGUGGCACAAGAAAAUGGCACCAAUACCAACAAUGUGGCCCAGAGUAUGUGCAGACUGACCUCUACGGCAUCAGCAGCAGGGACAAACAGCUGUGGUAGUGUGGGCUCUGGAUGCUGCAGUGCCACUGACAGUACCAAUAAACAUUUAAACAAUAACCUGCUGCAGCAGCAGUCCCUCAUGGCAGCAGCGGGCACUACAACAGCACCCCAGCCAAACAGGAGGGCAUACAAGGCUGGGAGCAGGACUAAGCAAAGCCAGUCUGCUCCUGGCCAGUAUCACCACAAAGCGCAACAUAGGCUAAAGACGUUAAGGAGCGCAGGGGGGAGCGCCAUGGCUUUGGGACCAGCGGGUUUAGAGCGCCUUACCCCACCACAAAAGAAAUCCAUUUCCAGCGAGAGUGCCAGCCUUCACAACAGCCAUUCAGAGAGCCAAGCUAGCCCACUUCCCAAUGGCAAAAGGAAAGGACUGAGUGAAACCACUGCAACCAGUCCCUCUGAAGGCAGCGAUGGGGGAAGCAGUGGCAGACGGAAGCCAUAUCCGUUGGUUCUGCUGCCUUCAGUGGCCACCAGGGCAGCAGCGCUAUGCCAGGUUGCCCAGAAGCGAAGUGCCAGUCGGGAUAAUAUUAAGCUGGCAACCGCUGCAGAGAGAGAAGCAAAAAGGAGCUCGUACCCUCUCAAUACUACUAUUGCUAUCAAUGUGCCCACUGGCGCCAGUCAGAAUGGAACACUGAAAGGGUCAGGGUAUGAAUUAGAUCUGAACGGCACAGACGGCCCUCCAGGCAUUGUGGAAACAGGUGUGAUGAAGGGAGGAGUAUGGAAGAGUGAGACAACAGUGUGAAAUGUGUGGGUAGUCAAAAGGCAGAAACGCAGACAGGCACAGGGGGGGAAAAGGAAAAAAAAAAAAAAAUGUUAAGGAGACGGGACCAAAAACAGCAAGGGAUGGACAAGCAAACCAUUAGCUGCUGACAGUCAUUUAGAGCGGUGACAAUCAAACUACAAAGCCGGAGGGUUGCAGACCCAAAGGUGCAAAAUGAAUAAACCGCACAUGCAUAAAGUACACACACACACAAACAAACACACAUGGAGGAUAACAUGAGGUAAAUGACAAUCAGGGCAUGCAAGGUCAGGAAAGACAAAGAGGGAGCAAAGUCAGAAUGCCAGACAAUCAGCCCGGAACAACAAUGAUGACCACAUUACAUUUGAUUAAAGACAUGAAACAGGCAAGCUAAAAACAUAAGAAUCAUAAGGACACAUUCAAAUCAGCAGAAACAAAGGAAAAAAUGGAAUCGCAGGAGACGGACAGAUCAGGAUCAGGCAUAGCCUCACAACAGGAGGAGGUUGACAAUCUGAAAGAGAAUCUGACAAAACUUGAAAGCCACAACAGGAACUAGACAAAAAGAUGAAAAACAUCACUCACCUAUGAAACUAAUGGGAACUAAAUGAAGACAAAGAGAAUCACUCAGUAGCACAUUAUAACAACUUUCAUUACUAGCCCUUUAUAGUGGAUGAAUAGUUAAAACUUUACAUUAGGUUACUGCAAAAAGACAUACAACUAACGAAUGAGUAAUUUGUAAAGACUCAAAAAAGCAUUGUAAGGAUAGGUGUUGAUGACUAAUUAAUGAAAGAUAUUAUAAAGUUAACAGAAAAUCUGAAGCCCACAGUAGGAAACAGAUGAAAGAAAGAAAAUCGAGUCAAGCAAGAUGAAGGCAGCUGGACAAUUUUACACCAGCAGGAAAAAAGCAAAAAGCACAACGAAGAUGCUGUGUUCAUGUGCUACAGGACAGAAGGGGCACUUCCACAUGAAGCCCCUAUCGAGAUGGGCGCUCCCAGUGGAACAAUUUAGCGAUAGCAGUGGUACCCAAAAUAGAGUUGUGAUGUGAUCACUCAUCUUCUCCAAUAAUCUGCUCUCCCCACACAAACAUACGUGUGUCUCAUACCGAGCAGAGGUUCCCCCUUAGAAUUCUGAUUAUGUUGACAUAAGAGAGUGCCAGGGGUCUGGACACUGCCAUGUACUUCUGGUGCCAAAAGUUAGCAGAAUAGUGGUAUGGUACGGUUUUAAAAAUUGUACUGUAUACUGCUCAACACCAGAAUGGCGAAAAGAAAUCUGGAAGUGAGGGAAAAAAUAAGACAAGCAAAAAAGAAAAUUUGAGUGAUAAGGGAAUGGACAGCAGCAGAGGCAUACACAAGUCAACCAGAGGGGAAAAAAAAAUAAAGGUGGAAAUGCAAA